UUGGCUGAAGGAGAAAGGUAGCCCGCAGAGACUGCUCCUUCCUCCUCCUGCUCAGUCCUGUCAGUGGAGCGCAGACGGCGCACACACACAUGUUCCUCUCACACACUCCCACACACUCCUGCACGCGUGAAAGGUGCCACAGAGGGGGACUCACCGGAGGACUUUGGCUUUAGUGUGUGCGGGACUGACCGGAGCAUGAAUUUGCCAUUAAUAAGACAUCGAUCCACACUUCUCCACAGACCAAGUGCAGCUUCCAGGGGGAGAGCGGACGGAGGCAGGUUUUAAUGCAACAUCUUCCUCACACGGAGGGCGAUGCACCCGCCUCUUGAUCCGUAGUAAACUGUCACACUUCGUAUGUGCGCAAGAAAACACAGCGCUGGAUCCAUUUUUACGCAGAGCUGCUUUCUUGUUUGUUGCGCCGGGGUGAAUAUUUGGCUGCGGCGCGCAACGACGACGCGUGUUUGAGCGCAUUUUCCCAGUGAGACGGACUUACUGGCUCUGAGCGGAGUUUGACUCCUCGUCAUGAGGUGCGGCGGCGGCGGCAGCGCACAGACUCACAAACACGGAGGAAAAGUGCCAAGAUCCUCACCUGAGAUGCGGACCGUGUCCUGGCUUUUGCUGCUUCUCCUUGUGGAUCUCACAGUGGCUCAAGAUGAGGAUGACUUCAUCGGUCUUGGUGAUCUGCCGGAAACCUUCCCGUCAGACCCCCCGGAGCCCCUGCCCGUGUUUUUGAUGGAGCCGGAGGAGGCCUACAUUGUCAAGAACAAGCCGGUCAACCUAUACUGCAAGGCCACACCCGCCACCCAGAUCUACUUCAAGUGCAACAGCGAGUGGGUUCACCAGAAGGAGCACACUGUGGAGGAGCGGGUUGACGAGAACUCCGACUUGAGGAAGACGUUUGACCAGGAACCUCUUGGGAAGGAAGUGUCGCUUGAACAAGAAGUGUUGCUCCAAUGUCGGCCACCUGAAGGCAUCCCAGCUGCUGAGGUGGAGUGGCUAAAGAACGAAGAGGUUAUUGAUCCCGCCGACGACAGAAACUUCUACAUCACCAUUGACCACAACCUGAUCAUCAAGCAGGCGCGUCUCUCCGACACGGCCAACUACACCUGUGUGGCGAAGAACAUUGUGGCCAAGAGACGCAGCACCACCGCCACAGUUAUUGUCUACGUGAAUGGCGGAUGGUCCACAUGGACGGAGUGGUCGGUGUGUAACAGCCGCUGUGGCCGUGGUUACCAGAAACGCACACGCAGCUGUACCAACCCAGCGCCACUCAACGGCGGUGCCAUCUGUGAGGGGCAAGGCAUCCAGAAGCUGGCGUGCAACCCACUCUGCCCAGUGGAUGGCCUGUGGACAGAGUGGAGUAAGUGGUCCACCUGUGGGACAGAGUGCACCCACUGGAGGAGGAGAGAAUGCAACGCCCCGGCACCCAAAAACGGGGGGAAGGACUGUGAGGGCAUGGUGCUCCAGUCCAAGAACUGCACCGAUGGGCUGUGCAUGCAGAUGGCCCCCAGCACAGAUGACGUAGCUCUGUACGUGGGUAUUGUCAUAGCCGUGAUCAUGUGCCUGGUCAUCUCCGUCGUCGUGGCGCUCUUCAUCUACAGAAAGAACCACCGGGACUUCGACUCUGACAUCAUCGAUUCCUCUGCCCUGAACGGCGGCUUCCAGCCAGUCAGCAUCAAGACGGCCCGUAAAGCUGAGCUCCUGACAGCGCCACCUGACCUGACCUCGGCAGCUGCCAUGUACCGCGGCCCUGUCUAUGCCCUCCAUGAUGUGGCCGACAAAAUCCCCAUGACCAACUCCCCUCUGCUCGACCCGCUCCCCAACCUGAAGAUUAAGGUGUACAACUCCUCGGGCUUAGUGACUCCACAGGACGACCUGGGAGGGGAGUUCUCCUCCAAACUGUCUCCUAAGCUGCCGCACUGCCUCCUGGACAACAGCGACAGCACGAUGGGUCGUCGUACGCAGACCCAGACACUGCUCCGCACCAGGGAUCCAUCCUGCACCGCUCUGGGCUCCUUCAGCUCCCAGGGGGGACACCUCAUUGUGCCCAACUCAGGGGUGAGUCUACUAAUUCCAGCGGGGGCCAUUCCUCAGGGCAGAGUAUAUGAGAUGUAUGUGACGGUUCAGAGGAAGGACAACAUGAGGCCCUCGGUGGAUGAUGGUCAAACUGUGCUGAGCCCCGUGGUGAGCUGCGGGCCACCUGGGGCCCUGUUGACUCGGCCCGUCAUCAUCACCAUGCACCACUGCGCCGUGUUUGACGGCCAGCAGGAUUGGCUGAUCCAGCUCAAGAACCAGUCGCCGCACAACCAGUGGGAGGAUGUGGUCGUGGUCGGGGAAGAAAACUUCACCACGCCGUGCUACAUCCAGAUGGAUGACGAGGCCUGCCACAUCCUGACGGAGACGCUGGGCACCUACUGCCUCGUGGGCCAAACUCUCAGUGCCGCCACCAUCAAGCGCCUCAAGCUCGCCAUCUUCGGCCCUGUCACCUGCCCCGGCAUGGAGUAUCACAUCAGAGUGUACUGCCUGGACGACACGCAGGACUCACUCAAGGAGGUCCUGCAGAUGGAGAAGCAGAUGGGCGGGAAGCUGCUGGAUGAACCAAAGACUCUCAACUUUAAAGACAGCACUCACAAUCUGAGACUCUCCAUCCACGACGUCCCCCACACACUGUGGAAGAGCAAGCUGCUGGCCAAGUAUCAGGAGCUCUCCUUCCAGCAAGUGUGGAGCGGCUCACAGAGGAACCUCCACUGUUGCUUCACCCUGGAGCGGUUCUCCUCCUGCACGGUGGACCUGGCCUGUAAGAUUUGCGUGCGGCAAGUGGAGGGAGAAGGACAGAUUUUUCAGCUGGACACUACCCUGUCAGAGGAUUCCCAGAGUAUUGACACGUCCCUGCUGGACCCCGCCAGUAACAUCACCACGCUCAUUGGGCCCAACGCCUUCCGCAUCCCCGUGUCCAUCCGGCAGAAGCUGUGUGGCAGCCUGGACGCACCACAGACCAGGGGCAACGACUGGAGGAUGUUGGCCCACAAACUUAAUCUUGACAGGUAUCUCAACUACUUCGCCACCAAAUCCAGUCCUACGGGAGUGAUCCUGGAUUUGUGGGAAGCCCAGCAUUUCCCAGAUGGCAAUCUCAGUCGCCUCGCUCAGGUACUGGAGGAGAUGGGACGUCAUGACAGCCUUGUUCCCACAGUGACUGAGCACUGACAUCUGCCCACCAGGGACUGUGAAAUUCCAGGGAGGAAGAAGACAUAAACAGAAAAUAAGGGUGGGGGGACGCCUGAAAGCAGGAGAGAAUCAUAUUGGCAUCGCGGUAACAAAUGCAUGCACACGCUCUCAGACACUGUGUGUGUGUGUGUGUGUGUGUGUGUACACUCAAAGAAGAUAAAACAGCUAGGUCUACUCAGCCAUGACCCAGUUAAACAUUGGCAACAAAGGGUGUAAAAACUUGGAAGGGUAAACAAGAAUCUGUGCCAGUCAUUUUUCUCUGGCUGUUCCUCUCGCUGGUAGAACAACUCGAUAUUUUUGGCUCUCGUAUCGUUAGAAACCGUCGUCCGGGUGAUGCACCGGCCGACAGUCUGACACACGACCCGAGGUCAAAGGAUACAAGGAGCAGACGGCUCAGAUCAAACGAAGCAUCUCUCGCUCUCCGUAAACCGGUCUCCAUAGCAACUCCAAGGAGUAUGUGUUCUGUGAUAACAUUGUAUUUAAUAAUAUGUCUAUUUAUACAUAUCUUUUUUUUUUUGUAUUUUAUGCUGCCUGUUAGGGAAUACUUUGUAGUGUCCUCACAUUAUUUUUUAAAUUUCUUUUUUCCAUUAUGUUUGACUGUAUCAUAGCACCCCCUGGUGGACUCUGGCAGUAACGACUCAUCCUGCCAGCCACAUUUUCCAUGUACAGAAGGAAGUCGAUGAUGUAACCGUUUUACCAUUUUAGUGUUGCUGUUGUAACUAAUAUUAAUUAAUUAUUCACGUUAUGUAUAAUUAUUGAUUUUUUUUAAGUAUGUGUACAUCUUUUUAUUUGCAAGUCUUUAAAAAUAUCUUCUUUAAGUUGAAUUAGAUUUUUUAAAAUUUUAUUUACAUUCUCUGUUUUUAUUUUUCUUUGUUGUUGUUUUAAAUCAGGUCAUUUGAAAGAUUCAACCAGUCUAUCACCCGUUAAUAGAAGCCAAUCAACAUCACAUUCCCUAACGGACUCUAACUCACGACUGACGGUGACGAUAUGUUUGUUGUUCAAGUGACAUGAACGAGACCAGGCAGAGGUGAUAGGUGGAAACUGUGGAGAGGGGAAUCAAAAAAGUAUAUUUUUGUAGGACCAAUGCAACUGAAUACAACUGCUUUGUACCAAAAACUUGACAUACAGUGUGUGAGAUUAAAUUUAAUACACAAGGUGAUCAUCUAAAUGUCCAACUGUCAUUUCAAAAAGAGACGUUUUCCACCUUCAUGUGCAGUUUUGGACGAGAUCGGAGAUCUGCACUUGGAUUUCUGUGGUUGUACAUUAAUGACGGAAGCCAUCGAUAUUACGACACUGACUCUGUGCAUAAAAAAAUUGCUGUAAAUGCAACAUUCCUUCGAUUCAGCAGCACUCGUGAUUGUCCAAGUGGUCUUAAUUGAUUUUUUUGAAUGGCAAUUGUCCCAGUUUUCGUUAAAAAAAAAAAAAAAAAAA
Molecule: messenger RNA, 4656 nt
Organism: Paralichthys olivaceus (Japanese flounder)
Lineage: Eukaryota; Metazoa; Chordata; Actinopteri; Pleuronectiformes; Paralichthyidae
Source: RefSeq, a predicted model, not a curated record